This is a messenger RNA of Caenorhabditis angaria, 709 nucleotides long. Lineage: Eukaryota; Metazoa; Nematoda; Chromadorea; Rhabditida; Rhabditidae. The record is from the annotation of a GenBank genome assembly.
AUGAGAUCAUCUGGCUCGUCGAAAAGAUCUAAACUUGGGUGAGUUAGCCAAAAUUAGUCAGUCAAGAAUUUCUUCAAAGUAAUAUUUUCCUUCAGAAACCCAUCGUCAAACUACAAACCGCGUGUUUAUUUGGCUCAUGACAACACAAAUUGGUCGGUUCCUUCGGAAAAAUCACCGGAUACCACAUUGAUUUAUAGUGCAGAGUCAAUUAGCGCCUCAAAUGAGUCACCAAACCCAGCAGAUCAAAUUUUGGAGCAACACUAUCACGGUGUUUUGAACAAGAAGCAAGCGGCACAAAAAACAAAAUUGGACGAUUUCAUUUUGUAUUAUCGUGUAGCGAAAGUUGCGCCGACAAAUCAAGUUCCGUUGUCGAUUCCGCUUUUUAUUUGUCAUCGCAACAGCGAUAAUCAAGUGAGUAUAAGAGUACAGUAACUCUAGCCAUAUUUGAUCUCAAAAUGUCCCUCAAACCCUCAAAACUUACUUUUUUCAGGUUUUCAACUUCCGUGUCCAACAAAUUCUUACCGAAAAUAAUAGUUUGUGGUGGACUGUAAUCAUCAACAAACAACAAACUCAAUUAUUUCGAAAAUUGACAGAUUUGGUGCGCUUCUAUCGAACAUACAGAUAUACACAUCCGGAAACUGGAAAAUCUGAAGUUUUUCCACUUUGGAAAGAUCGUAAAAAUGUGUUCGAUAAUUUGGGAACACCAUAA